Canariomyces notabilis is the source of this 2414-nucleotide messenger RNA. RefSeq names its product acyl-CoA dehydrogenase/oxidase C-terminal. The record is from RefSeq and is a predicted model, not a curated record. Bases 384 to 2402 code for a protein of 672 amino acids. Lineage: Eukaryota; Fungi; Ascomycota; Sordariomycetes; Sordariales; Chaetomiaceae. Gene Ontology annotation, molecular function: acyl-CoA dehydrogenase activity. The transcript is spliced from 3 exons.
GCUUUGUGUAGCGGAACCUGGAAUCCGCUGGUAAUGGCUGCCUUCCUUGUAAUUGAUGCAAGGACAGUUCGCGUACAGCUUCCUGAGUUCCAUCCUCGUCUUUUCACCCAAACACAGCAUGACCGUAACCCUAAGACAGCCGAGUUUCUUGGCUUCCUCAACUCGAACGUGUGUGAACUGCCCCGGGAAUGGUCCGGGAAAGCCAAUGAGGGUGGGCGAGGCUUGGAGAUUGCCCAGUCUGGACAUGGUUGAGCCGAGGCUUGUCCUGAUCGGGUCAUCUUCCUGAGCAACAUGCUCUGACAUUCUUCCUUCAUCAUCUUCUAUGAGAUUGAGAAUUAGCCCGUCACAGGCCGUCUCAUGUAUAAGUCACUGCCGAGUCCAUCAUGGAGCCCUCGAGUGCGAACACCGGCUUCAUCCAGAAGCAGCCCGUAAUCAGGAACCAGUUUCAUGAUGAUGCGAGCUUGCAACGCAUCACCAAACUUUUCCUUCCCCAGUCGAUCCUAAAUCAAAUUAGCCCAGAGGUCUCCAAACUGGGCGAUGAGGUCCUUUCGCAGCAGAUCUUUGACUGGGUGGUAGACGCUGAGAGGAACCAGCCAUAUAUACGCGGAGACGGCCGCGAUGCGUUCGGAAGGCCGACGAGUGAACUUGUCGUCGGCGAGGGCUGGCGGAAACUGCAGGAAUUUGGGUUCAAAAAGGGAGUUGUCGCCCUCAACUACGACACAGACUAUGGACCCUACACGCGUCUCGUCCAGUUCAUCCGAUGCCACCUCUGGGAGGCAUCCUGCGCGAACACGCUCUGUCCAGCAGCCAUGCAAGACGGGGCCGCCCGCCUUCUGGAGCGCCACCUGUACAAGAACACGGGCCUUUCCCCAACCGAGCGCCAGGUCUUCCAGAACGCCUACAACCACCUUACCUCACGCGACCCAGCCAAGGCCUGGACGAGCGGGCAAUGGAUGACGGAACGCACCGGCGGCAGCGACGUCUCGCGGACCGAAACCGUAGCCAUCUACGAUCCAUACCCUGCAUCAUCCCCGCCGCCGCUGACCGACGUCGCCGAACAGAUCCCCCUCGGCCCGUGGUCCAUCUCAGGCUUCAAAUGGUUCUCCUCGGCGACCGACUCGCAGAUGACCAUCCUCCUCGCCAAAACGGCGCCGGACAAGGGCCUGAGCUGCUUCCUCGCCCCAACACGGCGGCACAACCCCUCUUUGCCAUCACCCACGGAAGGCUCGCCCGCAGGAGGUAGCGAGCUCAACGGGGUGACCAUCUCGCGGCUGAAGCGCAAGUUCGGCACGCAAUCGCUGCCCACGGCCGAGCUGGAGCUCAGGGGCAUGCGCGGGUGGCUUGUCGGGGAGGAGGGCAAGGGGGUGCGCGAGAUCAGCACCAUCCUGACCAUCACGCGGGUGCACACCAGCGUGUCGUGCAUGGGCUACCUGGGCCGGUCGCUGGGCAUCGCGCGCGCGUUUGCCCUCGUGCGCGAGGUAUCCGGGGCCGGGGUGGCGGGCGGCGCGCAGGGGGGGAGGGUGGUUCUGUUGUUGGCGUCGCACCCGCUGCAUAUGCGCACUCUCGCGUCUGUUACGGUGGAGUAUCAUGCUCUGAUGUUGUUGGUGUAUUAUACGCUGUUUGUUUUGGGUUUGGAUGAACGGGGCCCUCCGCAGACUUCAUCAUCAUCAUCAAGAGAAGACAGAAUCCCGCUUCGGCCCCCACCGCAGGAGCUGGUGUCCCCGCUCCUGCGGGUGCUCUCGUCGCUGCACAAGGCCUACACGUGCCACGCGACGCCGCCGCUCGUGCACGAGUGCAUGGCGGCGCUGGGCGGCGUCGGGUACUUGAUGAACGACGAGAGCCCGCAGAUCGGCGUGGCGAGGCUGUUUCGGGAUGCCUGCGUCGGCGCCAUCUGGGAGGGCACCACGGACGUGUUGGCAGGGGACACGGUCCGCGCGCUGCUGAAGAAGAGGAAUCCCGCCGGAAAACGGGAGAGUGAAUGUCUGCAGGCGUUGGACUGGUUCGUUCAAACCUUCCUGGGCGAUGUGUGUACCCCGGAUACGGAUAUGGAGAAGGAACAUGCUCUAGGGAGGAUAAGGGCCGAGUGGGAGGGGUUGAAGAAGAGGAUUGAGCUUGCCGGAACGGCAGAGCAAUUGCUCCCCGAGGCGAGAGGCGUGGUGUUUCGCAUUGCUGAGGUUUUGAUGGCGGUGCUGUAUGCGCUGGACGCGGCGAGGAAUCCCGGGGCGGAGAUUGAGGAGAUGUGUAGAAGGUAUUGGGCCAAGAAGGGGUUUUUCGAGGGUGGUGGCUGUAGCUGGCAGGCUCGGGGCGGGCUGGAGAUGGACCAGGCGAUUGUGUACGGGGCGGGGAACGUGACGGCGCCGGGUCAGGUCCGGGGUCAGGGGUUAAGGGGUUCGAAGCUUUAGGUUUAUCAAAUU